Athalia rosae (coleseed sawfly) is the source of this 3241-nucleotide messenger RNA. RefSeq names its product ADP-ribosylation factor-like protein 5A (gene Arl5). The record is from RefSeq and is a predicted model, not a curated record. Gene Ontology annotation, molecular function: GTP binding; GTPase activity. NCBI's taxonomy places the organism in Eukaryota, Metazoa, Arthropoda, Insecta, Hymenoptera, Athaliidae. Gene Ontology annotation, cellular component: trans-Golgi network; cytoplasm. Bases 997 to 1536 code for a protein of 179 amino acids. The transcript has 3 exons. Gene Ontology annotation, biological process: vesicle-mediated transport; intracellular protein transport; protein localization to Golgi membrane.
AAGUUUGACAUUUCUUAAAAAUUCAGUCUCUGACGCUUAAGAAUUUUAUUCAAGGAUUCUGCAUUAAUGCUUUCGAUGUCCUAGCGGUAAGCAAUUAUGAAAAGUUGAAAGCAAAUGACUUCGCUUUCAGGAGCAGGAUUUCAUUUAUUGAUUACACGAUUGACCAUGAACAAAUCGAUGCUUUUAAAUCUUUAUAUUAUUUUGUUGAAAUUUCCUUUCAAAAAUGUCACUCCUGCCUGUAAAUUGAAGCAUCAAAUCUUGGGCGUUGCCCUAGAUAUUUUCUGAGAUUUAGAGACGAGAAAAAAAAAUUAUAGAUGUGCAAAAUAGUGCAUGAACGUUGAUUGGAGUUUGGACCGAAGAUUUGAGUAUCCUGUCAACGAUUUGAUCAAAUCUUCUAAUCUUCAGUCAACGCUUUUACCAUUGAGUACGAAGUAUAGUUACUCAAUGGUUUACAUAAUACAAGUGAAUUUCGAAUUCUGCCGCGCGGUGGAGUAAACGAGCAGCGGCACCUGUCGACGAUCAAUUAGCGCGGUUUGAACUCGCAGCCUUGAACGAAAUCGCGGUCGCUGCGUCGCGUCUGAAAUUCCAAUCGUUCCAAUGGCGAUUACUUUUCUUCAGUUCUCGCUGAGCAGGGUUUGAAGGGGCAUAACCAAUCGUUUACCAGAUUUCUCGUGUAUUCUCGGCGGUGAUUAGUUAACCCCGCUUCAACUUAGCUCGGCGAAAAUUUAGAAGAGAAACGUAGUCAUUCUUAGUGUCUGGUAGAUAUUUAUGUCAAAGACAGUAAUUCGUAUCCCUAUUCUAAUCAGAUAGUUCUAAUAACGUAAAACGACAAGAGGGUAAUCAGUUUGUUCGUUACGUUAACCAGUAUUCACACAUAACCCCGUGAAUAUGAUUUGCUCAAGAUCUGACUUGGAACAUCUAUGCAUUUUUCUCAAAUAAGAUAAAAUCAUUGCGAAUUUAAUCGAAUAAAUUACCCGCUUAUCAACUUUAUACAAUAUGGGACUUUUAUUCUCCAAAUUAUGGAGUCUAUUUGGCAACGAAGAACACAAAAUUGUGAUGGUUGGCCUGGACAAUGCAGGCAAAACCACAAUUUUAUAUCAGUUUUUAAUGAACGAGGUUGUUCAUACGUCUCCGACGAUUGGUUCCAACGUCGAAGAAGUUGUUUGGAAAAAUAUUCACUUUAUAAUGUGGGACCUGGGUGGUCAGCAGAGCCUGAGAGCCGCCUGGUCAACCUAUUACACGAAUACCGAAUUCAUUAUUAUGGUUAUCGAUAGUACCGACCGAGAACGGUUGAGCGUAACAAGAGAAGAGUUGUAUUCCAUGCUCAAUCAUGAGGAAUUGAGCAAAGCCAACGUUCUUGUUUACGCCAACAAACAGGACCUGAAGGAAAGCAUGAGUGCUGCUGAAAUUUCAAGACAAUUAGAUCUAACUUCAAUUAAAAAACAUCAGUGGCAUAUACAAACAUGUUGUGCUCUCACAGGAGAAGGGCUCUAUCAGGGAUUGGAGUGGAUCGUUGGGAGACUAAAGAAGACAUGACCCAAAUCUUAAAAACCACUGUUUUAAGCUGCCUUUGUCAAAAGAAUAUCUUAUAUGUGAAAUAUGCAAGUGGUUUAGGUAUCGUACCACUUUGAUGGCUGUACAAAAUAGGAAAUAAGAUCGAGUUUGGCUGUAUCUGCCGCCUUACUGGAGACUACGUACGCAGUAUAGUUGUCAAAGUGUUUUUAAAUAAGCUGAUAACGAGACGGCGAGCAGAAGCCUGUGACAAAACUAACAUCGUCGACCGUGAAAUCGGGAUAAUAUCUAACUUUGUUAGUUGUAAUCAAAAUACGAUACCGCGCACAUAUUUUCAAAUUGUUUACGAAAUGACAUUAUGCAUAAAAUGACGUAUUAAAUGCUGCUGUAAUUCCAAUGAAUCCUGUGCGAUAUAUGAGCUGUUGUAUCGAGCCAAGAUUUUUUAGUGCUUCAAACGUGCAAACACUUUGUAAGACUUCACGACAAGGUUAUUCUACAAACCAAAUCCAAACUGUCCACCCGUAAUACAAAAUGUUUUGUGAUAAUAUGUGAAUAGUAUAAUCGUAGAGCGGUUAUGAGAUUAGGGAUAAGAGUAUCAUGAUUGAUUUUCUUUUAACCUCAUUGAUAUAAUAGGAUCUAUGACAACGAAAAGAAACGUCUAGUUCACCUGGGACUCAUCUAACUGCUGCCUUGUCAUAUUCAUAUGUGUUGUGAAUAUAAUUAGUCAUUUUUAUGCAGCUACGAAAACUCCUUUAACAUUUGAAUUGUAAGCGUGUACAAUUUGAAACAUACGCUAACGGAUUCUAUUAACGAAUUGAUAAAAUUUAAUGAUAAAGAUCAUUGACAGGCCACAUAAAAGACUAAUAUCAUCUAAAUAGGGGGGAAUUAAAUAUAUGUAGUGAUACACAGAUGAAAUGAAAUGAAUAGAUUUUCAAGAAACUUUCUUUUCUCAUAUUGAGAAAAUUUCUUAGGGCAAAUUACCAUCUUUAGUUGUUCACGAAACGUUUAGACACACAGGCUCAUUUGUAAUACGCAUGUAUAUGAGUGUAAAUUAGAUAUGGAAACAGAUUUUUUAAAGGUUGAUGAAUACUAUAUAAAUAAUUAUAAAAUAAUGUUCAUAAGCACUUACAAUUUUCAUUACGUCUAUCAUAAAUGCACUUUAUAAACCCAUCAUUUAUUAUUGAAUUUGAAAUUAUACUUCUUUAAAAGUUUUUAAUUCAAUAUUAAUUUUUGAUCAGAUCGCUGUGUAUGUAUGAAUUGGAAUAGAUAAUAUGUAUAACGUGUACAAAUGUUAAUUAAUUUGGUGAUCGAAAUCUUGGAAUAACAAAUUAAAAACAUGAUGUGAUAUACUAAAACUUAUUUCAAUAUUCUUCAUUAUUCCUUCGAGUGAUUUUUACGCCUUCCGCACCUGGUUCUUUCUUCAAAACCGUUGUAUGUUAUUUUGGAUCCACGUACCACUUACCUAGUUAGUAUCUGGUAGGUAGCUUACUUUAUGUUCAAUCUUCAACACGCGAGGUAAAAAAAAUUUGAGGAACGACUUCAUUGAGAAAUAACCAUUAAUUUGUAUUUUUGUUUCAUUAUUUUUUCUCAGUUUUUUUUUUUGUUUUUUUUUUUAACCAGGAAACAAGGUUUCAAAUACAUAGGCAUCGGGUCGGAGAGUAUGGUUUGUAAUCAGGGUUCCUAUUUAUUUAACUUUUACUAUAAAUAAAGUAUCGCACUCACACAUUCA